UUUCUGCAGAUCUCUAUUCUUAUAUACGAAGCUAUACAAAUCGAUAUAUGGAAGCACAAAGUAUUCCCACUUUUGGUAGAAACGAAUGGGGAACCGAAAAAUACUUUUAUGCUUUUCACAAUUUUUUAUCAUGAAGAUACUGUUGUGUCAUUGUUAGAAAACGUACUAUUUCACUGUGAAAGUGCAGAGACUAUGGACGACACUGUUCUCGACCUCGUUGAUUAUUCUUUUAAAUCUGUAUCUCUGUUACUUAACGCAGGCGAAAGAGAAAUUUACGAAAAUAUUAAAGAUCCAAAUUCAUGCCUCCAAGAAAUAUUUGAAAAAAAGAAGGAACUCGAAUUUGAUAUUGGCAUGCGUUGUAUUUCAAUUCUUCGUUAUUUAGCAGAAUUUGCAGACAAUCUACCACUCUGUGUAUUAUCACGUUUGUUAGCAACGCAUGACAUACCGUAUUUACUUGUUGAACUUAUUGAAGCACAUCCAUGGAAAAAGGAAAAUACAGACGGAGAAAACAUGAUAUACAACAGUGGUUGGAGAAAAGUAAAGUCAAACGAAGAAGAAAAAGUAUCAAAAAUAGAAGGACAAGUUUGGUUUGCUUUACGAGAAUUAUUGCUUAAUCCUAAGAGUGCCCCAUACUAUGAAAUUACUGAACAUAGAUUUUCUCAACUGUUAAAGUUGCAGAAGUACUUGAACGAUUGUGUUUUGGAUCAGAUAUCACCAUUAAUAGAUCUGAAGAGAUGGUUAAGUUAUUUAAGUGUAUCAUCAUCCUAUAAUAAGUCACCUGCAGCAGUAAAUGUAGAACUUAUACCACAGAUAAGAUUAUCGAUAAUGGAGAAAUAUCACAAAAAGUGGAAGAAAUUAACGAAACAUCAGUCAAAAUUUAUAUACACGACAGAUACAGAAUAUAUAAAAAAUGCAGCACAGAUUUUAAGUGAUGCAUAUGAUCUAGAUAAAUUAGACUGCAUUGAAAUAAAAGAAUGUUUUUUAUGUCAUGGACAGGCAAAAAAGCGUUGUUCUAAAUGUAAAGACGCUUGGUACUGCGGAAGGUAUACAUAUAAUUUUUUUCAAUUUAUUCAGGUGCUGUUAAUAGUAUUAUAUUUUUAUUAA
This is a messenger RNA of Ceratina calcarata, 1104 nucleotides long. RefSeq names its product zinc finger MYND-type containing 10 (gene Zmynd10). The record is from RefSeq and is a predicted model, not a curated record. The annotation marks the transcript as partial. The transcript is spliced from 5 exons. Gene Ontology annotation, biological process: inner dynein arm assembly; outer dynein arm assembly; motile cilium assembly. NCBI's taxonomy places the organism in Eukaryota, Metazoa, Arthropoda, Insecta, Hymenoptera, Apidae. Gene Ontology annotation, cellular component: cytoplasm; centriolar satellite.